Danio aesculapii is the source of this 4955-nucleotide messenger RNA. RefSeq names its product tubulin folding cofactor E-like a (gene tbcela). Gene Ontology annotation, molecular function: alpha-tubulin binding. The coding region runs from base 711 to 2057 and encodes 448 amino acids. The record is from RefSeq and is a predicted model, not a curated record. NCBI's taxonomy places the organism in Eukaryota, Metazoa, Chordata, Actinopteri, Cypriniformes, Danionidae. Gene Ontology annotation, biological process: protein folding. The transcript has 9 exons.
GCUCCAUGCUUUAAAUUUCUGUCCAGAGAGGUCCUGUUUUGAUCCUCGAUUGGUCUCACGCAGUCAAGUGAUGCGAUUUCGCAGGUCAGAAUUCACCAAGCUUGAACUUUGCACUGCAGUGACAUGCGAAACUUAACGCAUGACCCUGCGUUUCCGGUCUGACGCAUUCGCGUGCGUAUGAAUGGAAGUCUAUGGAAGGAAAAGUCAAGUGUGACCGCACCUUAAAGCAUAAACACAUAGCUAAUGAAUUUUGUAUAAUUCACCUUGUUUUGUUUUAUAAAAUAACACUGAAACGCCUGUUGUUCUCUGCUUCGCCGGCGAGAGCGCAAGAGUAUUUGGCACAGCGGUCCAAUCACGAGCACCCAGCUGGAGUGACGUCACUUCCGUGACAAUAGGGUCAGCGUGACAGAUUUAUCAACAAUAACAAGAGCGACACGGAGCAGCGGCGACAGACAGUGCGAGACUUGUAGAGAAAUGACGUGGUUAAAUUGACGGCCAGGAGUUUGUGUGAAUAACGCCGUCGCGAGUCUCACGGAGGAGCUGCUCAUUCAAUACUGCUGUUAUCUCUGAAAAGUGUUGUGAAGACGAAGAGCAGGUCCCGGUCUCUUUACUGGUGUGCAGAGACGUUUUUCCAUCGAACCUUGACACUCAAUGGACCAAUAAGGUUGUGCAGUAAAAGUAAAGUUUAUUGUUUUAUGACAAAGUUGUGAAUGUGGACCUGUGAAGCCAAAUCGCAGAGCAGCUGCAUAAAGUGCGUGUUGUGGGAGAGCGCAAUGGACUCUUCGGAGAUAGAAGGCCGCACUUUUAUGCAGGCGAUCAGUGAGAAGUACAGUCCGGAGAACUUUCCUUGCCGUCGGGGUCCAGGGUUGGGGGUCGUGGUUGUGCCAUCUGGACCACAGGGAUCACCGAUGAAAGACCGCCUGAACCUCCCCAGCGUGCUGGUCUUGAACGGCUGUGGAAUCAGUCAUGCAGGAGACCAGGGGGAAAUCGCUGCCUUCUGUGCUCAUGUAGUAGAACUUGAUCUGUCCCACAACAAGCUCCAAGACUGGCACGAGAUCAGCAAGAUUGUUUCCAACGUCCCGAACCUGGAGUUCUUGAACCUCAGCUCUAAUCAGCUGAGUGAUGCAGCCUUGGAUCCGGACUGUGCUAAGGCCUUUUCUAGCAUCCGCAGAUUCGUUCUUAACAAUACCCAAGUGUCCUGGGACACAGUGCAUACUUUCACGCAAGAGAUGCCCGAGCUAGAGGAGCUGUUUCUGUGCCUUAAUGAGUACACCACUGUGACCCUGGCCGCCAUGCCCUGCCCCACACUGCGUCUGCUCCACAUCACAGAUAACAACCUCCACGAGUGGAAUGAAGUACGGAAGAUUGGCUCUAUGUUCCCUGCACUGGACACGCUGGUCAUGGCCAACAACAACCUGAACAGCAUUCAGGAGUCAGGAGAAAUCCUUCACCGCCUUUUUCCCAAUCUUCGAAGCAUCAAUCUGCAUAACUCAGGACUUAAUCGAUGGGAGGACAUUGAGAACCUAACCUUUCUGCCUAAGCUGGAAGAGGUGAGGUUGCAAGGCAUUCCUCUACUGCAGACUUACACAAGCACGGAGCGGCGCAGUCUAAUGAUAGCCCAGCUGCCAUCAGUGACCAGUCUGAAUGGGAGUGUGGUGACGGAUGGUGAGAGAGAGGAUGCUGAGAGAUUCUUUAUCCGCUAUCACUUGGAUCAUUCUGAAGAAGAACUGCCUCACAGAUAUCACUGUUUGGUGACCAAAUAUGGGAAACUGGCUCCUCUGGCUGAGAUCGACCUGAGACCGCGUUGCCACGCCAAAGUAGAGGUGCGCUUUGAAGACAAAGUGGAGCAGGUGAGCAUCCGUUUGGACCAGACCGUGGCUGAACUGAAGAAGCAGCUGAAGACUGUAGUACAGCUUCCUACCAACAACAUGCGCCUUUACUACAUAGACAAGGGCACUGCCUAUGGCCCCGAUGAGCUCAAAUACAGUGCACGGGCCUUGCACUCCUACAGCAUUCAAGAUGGGGAUGAGAUCCUGGUAGUUCCAAAAUCAAAAUAACCAAUUUUGUUUUUCCUCCACCACCAGGAACACAGAAAGCUACAUUUAAAUAACCAAAUCCACUUUGGACUAGUGCUGUCUAUGCUCCACAGAGUGAAUGGGACUGUCUUUCAGGGAAAAAAAAAACAUUUAAGGAGUUGCUGGAGCUUAUGUCACGUAUCACAUAGGAACCACCAUGACUUGUGUACACCUCUGGAUUGUUGCCAGUAGUAAAGGUUUUAUUUUUGACUUCAUAAGCACCCCAGUGUUUUCAAAGGCCCGUUUCUUUAAGAGUAAAGCACAGUGGAAAGAUGUGCGUUUUAUUGUUCUUAAGACAAUCACCCAUAGCUGACAGAAAAUGUUGCACUGCACUGAUGUCUUAAAGAAGAAAUGGUGGAAGCCCAUUGCCUGCUGAUGUGUGUCGUAUGCUGUGUCAGCCAUUUAUUACAUGCAAAAGACUCUCAGGCCUUAUAUUCUGUAUAGGCAGUGCUAGCUUCACAUGAAGAAAGAUUCACAAAAGUUUUUAAUAUCCAGUUCAUUUAAGACAGUUUUUUUUAAACUCUGGUGGUUCCAGAAGGAAAAUAUGAGCCGUGUGCAUCUGCUGUGUAAUUGUGAUUUUCUUUGGUUUCUGUUCAAUGUGUGUGUGUGUGUGUGUGUGUGUGUGUGUGUGUGUGUGUGUGUGUGUGUGUGUGUGUGUGUGUGUGUUUUCUUUUGUUUUAGAUGUGGUCACUCAAACUCAUACCUCCAAGUCAAAACACCAACUGCUUAUUCCAAUUUUACUUGUGUUUCCAUAUAUUUUAGGGAGUUUGUUGAUGUGUGGAUGUGUGUUUUAUCCUCAAAAAAUGUUCUAUUUAAGUGACAAAGACCCUGUUUCCACCUGGUAUUAGCAAAAACGUUGAGAUGCGUCUCCUGUGACUGUUUAUUUAUGGAUUUUAUCAAGUCCCAUGUCUUUUGUUUUAUCACUCUCUUCAUAAUGGAAGAUAAACUAACCAUGUUAUUUGGCUUAUGAGGGAGUCAUUUCAUUUAAGGUAUAAUCUGUGUGUUUUGGUACAACGCAGAGAAGUAUGAAUACCUUGUUUUCUCAAAACCAUUAGCAAAAUACUGGUCAAUUUAAAUGCCUUCAAUUAAAUGAAACAUCAAAACAUUUCACACCAAUUUACAGCAGAGUUUAGUAUUUUCCACCACUUGUUGAUCUAAUUGACAAACACAAAUAUUUUGGGUUGUUCACAAUUGGCAGGCUUAGUUUAAUGAAGAUUUGGUGAGAUUGCUGAUUGUUUGCCGUUCUUUUAAAAAUUUUUUAUAUUUUACAUAUAAACCUUGAGGUUAUACAGUGGCUCAGUUGUUACCACUGUCGCCUCACAGCAAGAAGGUCGCUGGUUCGAGUCCCGGCUGGGUCAGUUGGCAUUUCUGUGUGGAGGUUCCCCGUGUUGACGUUGGUUUCCUCCGGGUGCUCCGGUUAUAGGACAAUUGAAUAAACUAAAUUGGCUGUAGUGUAUGUGUGUGAAAUGAGGUUGUAUAGAUGUUUCCCAGUAUUGGGUUGCAGCUGGAAGGGCAACCUCUGUGUAAAACAUAUGCUGGGUAAGUUGGCUGUUCAUUCCGCUGUGGUGACCCCUGAUAAAUAAAGGCACUAAGCCGAAGGGAAAUGAAUGACUGAAUGAAAUUGGUCAUAGUGUAUGUGUGUGAAUGAGUGUGUAUGGAUGUUUCCCAGUACUGGGUUGCAGCUGGAAGGGGAUACGCUGUUUAAAACAUAUGCUGGAUAAGUUGGUGGUUCAUUCCGCUGUGGCGACCUCUGAUCAAUAAAGGGACUAAGCUGAAGGAAAAUGAAUGAAUGAAUACCAACCUUGGAGUGCAUCUGACUGCAAAUAACACUGAGGCAGUUAGACUAAAAUAAAUACUCAACAGCUCUGUCCAGACAUCUAAACGAAUCAAAAACAGGAUAUGAUGUCACAAAAAGCAACAAUAUGUUCAAUCAUACCUGUUUAUUUUGCUGUCAUCGUACUUAGCAAUUAGUUGUUAGCAUUUAAUAGUUAGCAUCGUAGCAAUUUUGGCCAUUGCAGUUCAACCUCUAGGUGCUGUUUUGGCUUCUUUACACAUUUUAUAAGCUCUGCACAAGUUCAAAGCUGCUAAAAAUGAUCAUAUUUAGGUUUGAUUUAAAUAACGACUUUGUGAAUGCUGAAGUGGAAUAAAUAUGCUUUUUUUUUUUUUUUUUGGUUAGGACCAAAUGAGCCAGGAGAACCAAAAUACAAGUUUGAAAACAUCCUAAAUACCAGGUGAAAAUAGGACAAAAGUCCACACUAAAUAUUAAUAUUAUUAAAAUUAAUAGUGUAUUUUGUAGAUUUACUGAUUGAUUUCAUUUUGUUAAAAGCAAAACAAAUCAGUAGCAAGCUAGUAAUGGUGUACGACUGUAUCCAGCUAGUAUAAUAUAACCAGGAAAUUGGCUCCGGUAUUAAAUUAAAGCCAUAGUUCACUCAAAAAUGAAAAUCCUUUCGUCAUUCACUCAUGUCAUUCCAAACCUUUGUAACUUUCUUUUCUUUUAUAGAUUUAGCAACUAUUGAGAAAUAUACUGAGUUUUCUUUUUUCGUCAGUACAAUGGAUGUCUGUAACCAAAACUGUUUGACUACCAACAUUCUUCAAAAUAUCUUCUUUUGUGUCGUGCAGAUAAACAGCUAUACCAGUUUCGAGUGAUAUGAGGGUGAGUUAAUAUAUCAGAAUUGUAAUUUCUGUGUGAUCUAUCACUUUUUGAUACUGGAGCUUGAACAUUUGUUGUAAUGUGCAAUUAACGACUGUUUCUUUAUGGUGCAGAAGGGUGUAGGUUUAUUUGACAUAAACCAGCAAGUUAUUUACUCAUUCCCUCAAAUCACUGCAUGCACCAUCUCAUUUGCUUUUAAAAAAACAAACCAGUUUUUUGGAUUUUAUUCA